GGUCCCUGCUGGUUGGGGGCGCUCCCGUCCCUCUCCCCCUGCCCCACCCCCGCCGAUGGGCCGGCCCGGCUCUCCCUGCCGAGGAAUGGGCCGGCCCGGUGGCGGGCGGGCAGCGGCGGCCCAAGAUGGCGGAGCUGCAGCUGGACCCGGCGAUGGCGGGGCUGGGAGGGGGUGGCGGGAGUGCGGUAGGCGACGGGGGCAGCUCGGGCCGCGGACCCCCCAGCCCUCGCCCGGCCGGCCCCACGCCCCGCGGACACGGCCGCCAGAGCGCCGCCGUCGCGCAGACGUUGGAACCGGGGCCCGGACCUCCGGAGCGGGUAGGGGGCGGCGGGGCGGCCCGCUGGGUUCGGCUCAACGUGGGCGGCACCUACUUCGUGACCACCAGGCAGACCCUAGGCCGGGAGCCCAAGUCCUUCCUCUGCCGCCUGUGCUGCCAGGAGGACCCGGAGCUGGACUCGGACAAGGACGAGACUGGAGCGUAUCUGAUUGACAGAGACCCCACCUACUUUGGUCCUAUCCUAAACUACCUCCGACAUGGAAAGCUCAUCAUUACCAAGGAGUUGGCAGAAGAAGGUGUGCUGGAAGAAGCAGAGUUUUACAAUAUCGCAUCUCUCGUGCGGCUGGUUAAGGAAAGGAUACGAGACAAUGAGAACAGAACUUCACAAGGCCCCGUGAAGCAUGUGUACAGGGUCCUGCAGUGUCAAGAGGAAGAGCUCACCCAGAUGGUCUCCACCAUGUCUGACGGCUGGAAAUUCGAACAGGCAUUCCCUUCUACAGUGCCGUGCUGACUUCAUUCCGUGAGCCUUAAAGAAGGCUGACUUCAACAGGAGCUUACAGUUCCGGGUGUGUGGCCCUCAGGUGUGCUAGGAGGGGACCAGACACAGGCACGGGCCAGGGUCAUUUCCCAGCGCAUCUUUGGCUUUGUGCUUAGAAUAGAGGUUAUGAAAACAAAGUCCCUGGGACCUGAAUUUUACCAUUUCUUCCAUUAGAUGGCAGCCUAGCUCGUUUUCUGUUGCCUCAGCUCACCGGAAUGAGAUUUUGUGUGGAGUUGAGAGGCAACUGAACUGUUCCAGAAGCUCCCUUACAGAGCGCAGGCUGCAGCUUGUCUAAGCACUGUGGGCUCAUAGCUGGAGGCAGAACCAGCCCUGUGACAUGGGUCUAGGGCCUAUUAUCACAGCUCUUUUCUCUGACACAUAAUCUAUUCUCUGCCAAGGUAGUGGAUAAUUUUUAAAUGUUAUCUGUUAGUGUUCUCAUAGUCCUGAACCAUGGCCUCUUACGGUCUAGGCAGGUGCCCUCUAGUCCUCAUAUGGACUCUCGCUAAUGUCCUGGAGGAGGGGGGUCUGUUCUUACUGCCUCCAAGGUGUGGAUGAUGAAGUGGAUGUUGUGCCCAGACUUGUCCCAGCUUCAGGCCUUGCACUUAUGAGGCCACAUUUGUUCUCUGCCAAGUUUCUCCGUAUGCAGAUUUCCAAUUUUUUUUUUUUUUUGGUUUUUCGAGACAGGGUUUCUCUGUGGUUUUGGAGCCUGUCCUGGAACUAGCUCUUGUAGACCAGGCUGGUCUCGAACUCACAGAGAUCCGCCUGCCUCUGCCUCCCGAGUGCUGGGAUUAAAGGCGUGCGCCACCACCGCCCGGCUGCAGAUUUCCAAUUUAGAGUUAAAUGCCAAAUUUAUUUCCUCAAAAGGGUUAAAAUACCAUGGCAUGUAGCCUUUGGUGGCUGUAGAGUCUGGUCUGGAAAAAGAGCCAGUGGGAGCAGGCAGGGCUGAUGGGAAUGCUGGCAGAAAUACUCCUCAUGCUGACAUGGAGUGACCGUGUUGACGCUCCUGAUGCCUCUGGGCUGCUGAGGACAGGAGGGAACUCAGACUUUUCUUCUCCAUUGGGACACCUGGGUUAGGAUCCACUUACUCCCCUGGACCAUGGUUGCCCCCUUGGAAGCAUAAAACUGCACAGUCCAGUUGAGGAGGGUAGGACUCGUGUGGUACUGGGGUGCAUUUUUCCUUGGUUUGAUUGGUUUUUUUGUUUUGUUUUGUUUUGUUUUGAGAUAAGGUCUUACUAAAUAACCCUGGCUUCCCUGAAACUAUGUAGACUAGGCUAGCCUUGAACUCAAGGGAAAUCUGCUUAACUCUGCACCCCAAGUUCCCAAGUGCUGGGAUUAAAGAUGUACGCCACCACACCUGUCCCGGAACUUGAGUGUUUUAAUUAAGCCCCUGCUUAUAUGGGUGUACAGUCACCGCCCUCCUGUUU
Chionomys nivalis (European snow vole) is the source of this 2239-nucleotide messenger RNA. It is a transcript of the gene Kctd2, whose product is annotated as potassium channel tetramerization domain containing 2. NCBI's taxonomy places the organism in Eukaryota, Metazoa, Chordata, Mammalia, Rodentia, Cricetidae. The record is from RefSeq and is a predicted model, not a curated record. Gene Ontology annotation, molecular function: cullin family protein binding. The transcript is spliced from 5 exons. Gene Ontology annotation, biological process: protein homooligomerization; proteasome-mediated ubiquitin-dependent protein catabolic process. The coding region runs from base 126 to 788 and encodes 220 amino acids. Gene Ontology annotation, cellular component: Cul3-RING ubiquitin ligase complex; cytoplasm.